AUGGGUCUACCAAUCCAGAGAUCAUUUGAGGGACUUCUGAGAUCUCUCGUAUUUGGAAUUAUCAGUGCAAAGCCAAGUCUCUUGAAGAAUUCGCCGUCGAGUCUUGUUUCAACAUCGAACCCCCUGCCAGCAACCUUUAAAUUCGGACACAUAUUUAGCUCCAUAACAAAGAAUGCUGUUCCAGUCAACAUUUGUUUCUUCAUCGAUGGGCUGGAUGAAUAUGAGGGCGAUCGUGCAAGGCUGUUCCAACUGAUAGAAGACAUAACAUGUCUCCCUUACGUCAAGAUCAUUGUCUCUAGCAGACCAUGGGCUGCGUUUGAGAAUUCGCUCGGCAGUUCUCUUGAAACGAAACUAUCUAUGGAAGAGGUCAAUCGAGGCGAUAUCAGCAAAUAUAUCGCAUCUCACUUGGAUAGAAGUCCUUUACAGAAGAAUAAGAACUGUUCGAAGUACAAGGAUCUUGAUCUCGAGUCUCUCACUGCUCGAGCACAGGGUGACUUCCUCUGGGCAAUUUUGGUAAUUCAUUUUCUCCUUGAGGAUCCGUCUCCUUUGGUUGACGCCUGCAACCGAGCAGAAAACGUUCAAGAGACCCCUUGCAACUUAUCAGGCCUAGCGAAGAUUGUGGUAGAAUCCUCGAACUCACAAUCUUAUGGGAAAGCUGCUGAAUAUCUGACAAUCGUUUGCGAAGCAAGGCGAUGCCUAGCAGCCGAAAUUAUCUUCUUUCAUGACCACGACUUUGCCAAUGAUAUGUACGCUUUUUUGACACCAACGAAUCUUUUAUCGCCCAAUGACGAAGAAACAAAAGAGCUACACCGCCAGGUUCAACGUGACAUCUUGCAGACAUGUAAAGGACUGUUGGAAGUUGUCGAUGGCCAAGUUGUGUUCGGGCAUCGAGCUGUUUCGGAAUUAAUGCAUUCUGAAGAAUUUCGUAACCUUUUACUCACAAAAGUUCGGAAAGGUUUCGAUCCUGAUCUCUCAAUCUUCAAAGCAUCAGUUUCUUGGUUCAAGCGCAAACGUUUCAGGAGCGGCGAAUUCGUCGACUUACAGCCCGAACCUGUAGCGGUCAGCUUAGCAUAUGUAAAGAGCCUUUCAAAAUUUCAUAAGAAACUAGGAAGCGCCUUGCCGGAUUUUCAGGGUACAAACAAUCAACCAGUUGACAUAUACUGGAUGAGCAAGGCUGUCAACAUCCGAGGAGGCUUUGACAACGUAUGCAAACACGAAAGAUGGCUGGAUGUCGCCAAAGACUUGGGAUAUAGUGAGGAUACUGCAACUUCAGUUUCAGACCCUCUCAAGAUACUGUAUAAGCGAUGGCUUCAUCCGUACGAAGAGCACCUGCACCAAAAGAAGCUAGAAGAACACGACCCUAUGAGAGAUAUUGAAGACCUUGCUGAGAGCUUGAGGAACUGUCUUGAAUCUGCACGCCGUUGCGACCAAAAGGAAAAUACUGUCGCCACAACUUGGGCACUCCUUGACAACGUUGAAGAAAGUCUGUUGUCCAUGAUUGCGAGGAAUCAAUUCAACAUAUCGGAUCUGUCUAUGGCAAGGGGCAUUUUCCGUCAUCUGGUGAUUGAAUCUGGUGUCCAGAGAUACAUCGCGAACAAGCUUUGGAUUGAUCCGGUAUAUUGUGACAACAAAUAUUCACAGAAAUAUCGAUCACCUCUGUGUUCUGCCCUUGGAGUGGCACCGCAUAACCUUCAUCCCGCGCAUCUGAGUCUAGAGUCUAUUGAUAGAUCGCUCGUCAAAUCUCUUCUUGCUCUUGGGCAUAAGCCAAAUAAGUUUCACCAUGCCGGGGAGACACCCUGGGUAUCUUUUGUGAAUACCCAUGUUCCUGACACAUUGUCCAAUUCACCCCCAUGGCUCGACGAAAUAAACAUCAGUUUGAUAAAUGAGAUAUCCAUUUUCAUGCUUGAACAUGGAGCCAGGCCAGGAGACCAUGUCGAACUUCUUGAUAAGAAAUCGAGGACGUGGAAAGUUCCAGUUUGGUUCAAGUUUCUCAUAAUGACCCAUUGGGUACCAAAGUCUCAACAACAUGUGUUCGAACGUGUUUUCAGUAUGAUGUUGGAGAUUUCUUCAGUUGUUUCAGAGCCCAGAGCACUACUGGAACUCAAAUCUGAUGGCGAAACCUAUGAAUGGAUUCCUUUUCCAUUAUGGACAAUCUGCACUGACAAUUUUGCACUACCUAACGUGUCAGGUUCUAGCCCAUCUGAUGCUGAAUUUGUAUUCAGGGUAUUUAUAGGAAUUUGUGAAAAGAAUUUGGAUGACUUGGAAGUAUCUGAAAGGUCUCGAAAAUACCUUUCGAAUUACUUCCUCCCAGAAUACCCAGAGCUUGCAAGACAAAUACUGAUGCCCAUUCCCGGAAGUGACUCCAGGACGAUGGGUUUUACGACAAUCAGCUCGUUACCGCGGGAUAUAAAUACAGAGAGCAUAAGUUGCCGGGAUUAUACGGUCGCGACUUCACUUGAGAUUCCAGAAGGUAUCGAGAUGGGAUCUCAUAAAGAUGCAGAUUCCAGUGACAUGAGGGUACAGAUGAAUGCAUCCGUUGACGAGGCCGGCUCAAUUCAGUCAAUUGAUGAGGACAUUCAGUCAUGCAACAGUAGCAUUGCGCGAACCCCUGGUAUCAUCGCCGCUGAGCGCCAAAUAAGUGACCUACUCUCUCGGCAUCCAGAUCUUCGCUUUAUCCUUGAUAUAUCCUCAGAAUUCAUGCCAAAGGAGAGACUCCAGCGCAACAUUCGGAGGUCACUCAAACUUUUGUAUCUGAAACUCAGAGAACAUACCGAAAGAGACAUUCAGAUCCAGGUUUUGACGACUCGAAUGCUCAAAGGGCGAGGCUCAAGGACAAGAAUCUCAAAAAGAACCAUUGAUGAUGAGUUAAAAUUCUCACUUCCAAAGAAUGACAACGAAGAAGAGAUACGCCCGAGCUUCCGGAAGGAUCGAGCUUAUCUAAACAAUUGGAUCUUAAAAACGGAACUAUCUGCGAGACCAGAUGAGAAGCCCCAGCAGCCGGCAGAUGAGGCUGAUGAUAAGAAUCUGACAGAAAGUGACGACGACAUGUGUGAAGAAAGAGAAAGUAAUUCGGAAGAAUUCCAAGCAGUUCAAGUCGCAGAAGAAUUCCUCAUGAAUGGUCCUCCUUUCCAGGCGUUCUUGACGCAUCUUGGACUCUCAUUACUACCUGAUACACUCAGACAAGUCAUGCAAUUAGCUUCCUGGGAUACAAUCAAACUGAUUGAUACCCCAACUGACGUUGCAAUUUCUGAUCGGAUCAAAUCUUCCGUGGAGGAGUUGACAGGCAGCCCCUGGCAUUGGUGGCCGUUAAAAUCACCAGAGGUACCUUUGCGAAGAGGCUACGUGCGAAUGAACUGGCGUUGCCAUUGUGGCAAGCCAUCCUGGGUAGAUAUUACUCCUUCUCAAGCACGAGUUAUUGAGAGAAUGAUCAAGAACCCUACCACGUUCGCUGAAGACCAUUGCAAGGUCACUCAUACCAGGCGAAAUGCCUUCCAAAGGGUCACGGCAUGGUUCAAAUGGAACUCUGGAACCCUUUUGCCUGUUGCGACGCCAGUAUCCCAAGACAGUCAACAACCGUCCGGUGUAGGCGGCAAUAACCGAGUCCAACAGGGGGUGGCUACUAUAGAACAGAACAACAUCCCGCCUCUGACUAUUGAUGAUCUGAGGAUCUUAUUCGGUGUACCCAUGGGGCUUAAGACGCUACAUGUGAUCCCAAUUCCGGUCAAUCAACCAGACAGCAAUGUCUUCCCACAAUUGAAGGCCGAGUAUAGAAGAAUUCGAGGUCGAUGGAGAGCUUGGUUCUCUUUCUGGCAGCUCAGUCACUGCAAUUUCGUGAAGUUUGAGAGCAUUACCCGCAACAUUGUUGUCGCUUGUGGUCAAGAUCUGCCAAAAGCUAGCGACCUGGACUACGAUUAUACGCCAAAGCCACCUCAAGCAUCAAUACCACCUGUUCACCCACACGUCUUUGAAGCUGCUUUUAACAGCUGCAUUGGGGGUAAAUGUCGAAACCCCUCUCCUUUUCAUGACUGCUACGAGUUUGAAGAAACGACUUACAUAAAGCGAAUUCCGAAGAAAAAGACACCACUUUCCCUGGGAGCGAUUGACAUCCCCAUUUGGGGGCUCGAGGCCCGGCAUUGCAUCUCGUGCUUUCAUGUUAUAAUAUACCACUUGCUUAUUCUUGUUCCUCCUUUUGUGUUGUGGGGAUGGUGGAUGAGUAGGCAUCCCGAUGACAUACAGAGCGCAUCUGUCCCCAUGACUAUUGUUUUGGCAAUGAUUUCCAUGUUUUGGAGUGCUACUGGCAUUAUGAAGCAAUUUCGUGGCGAGCCAUAG
Molecule: messenger RNA, 4329 nt
Organism: Fusarium redolens
Lineage: Eukaryota; Fungi; Ascomycota; Sordariomycetes; Hypocreales; Nectriaceae
Exons: 3
Coding region: 1-4329 (1442 amino acids)
Molecular function (GO): DNA binding
Source: RefSeq, a predicted model, not a curated record